UUGUUCGUGUUGGUUGUGUAAUUUUGGUGCACGGCAUUGAAACAAUAAAUGUGAACGCUGUUGUGCGCGUUUUACUUUAAAAAAAAAAGAAAAAAGAUGGAGGUGGUAAGUUUACAUACGAACCCGAAAGAGACCAACCUGGCAACUUCGCAGACGCCUGGCUCACCGCUAGCUGGAGACGUGACGCGGAGGCAGCUAGCGUCGUUAGCUAGGCAGCUAGCGUCGUUAGCAAACAACGGUCUUCUGCUGUUACUCUGCUGAUGUUACCAGAAGAGCCGGUCCGCUAAAGCAGCAGCUCCCGCCUUUGGACCUGUAUGUGGCGCAGUUGUGUCGCACGUGGCAACUGUCUCGACUUUAUUUUAUGGCGUGACAACGUCGGCUAGUCGUUUGCCGCCGCUAAAUUAGCUAACUCGUCGCCCGCACGCUAGCGUGACUAACGCACGUUACGCUCGCAAGAGCUCUGCCCCGGAGGGCGGAAGGGAGCCAAGUUGGAUCACUGCGCACCGCCUGCUUGUGCAAAGCUAGCGCACUUUUCUCUGGACUCCCGAGUUCCCACCGUGACGCCUGUUGACUACCUGUGCAGCCUGUGCGACACCCGGCGCUCCUCGGUUAGCGAGACAAUGCUGUUCGAUGGCGUAGCUAGCUGUCGCCACUAGUCGCAGCGGGCAAGAGCUAGCUCGCGAGCCUCGAACUUCUUCCGAAGUCGUGUAAGUCGGAUUCGUCUGUCCGGCUGAUUCGAGGCGAGCCGCCGCGUCAUCCCCGUCGCAUUCGCGGGACUCCUUCGCUCUGGUCCGGUCCAGCGACAGAAGCCAUGGCAUCGGCCGCGAUCGAGAGUGACGCCGCGCUCAAGGCUGCAAGCGAUAUGGAUUUGAACAACAGCGACCCGGGUCGUGUCACACCCGGGAGGACCCGCGACGAGCCGGGCAGCACGCUGACACCCGGCCCCCCGACUUCGGGCGCGUCAGGUGGUGAAUAUGACGGGGAGGAAUCCCAGAACAGCACCGCUUCUCCGGCCGAAAACGGCGACGAGGCGCUCGAAGAGCGUCCGGCCGAGGCGAGGGCUGCGCCACAGGGAAGGACGAGUCCGGACAGUGAGCACAGACAGCCCGGGGCGAGGAGCUCCAGCCCGGUGAGCCUGCCGCGGCCGCGCUCCCCGGCCGGGCCCGUCGGAAGUCUUGAGCGCCAAGAGUCAGUCGCCACAACUGAAGCCCGAUUAAGAAUGGAAGGAGUUGAACUUAAGGAAGAGUGGCAGGAUGAGGAUUUUCCACGGCCCCUACCAGAGGAGGAGGAGCUUGAAGAUGAACUUUUUGCAGGAACGUCUGAGGAGACAGACCUUGGUGAUGAAAACAGAAUAGUAUAUGACUAUGUAAUGGACCAUGGGAAAAAGCCAAAGAAAAAGCUUGCAGCUCCGAACAUCAGCCUGACAUUCGACCGCAGUGAGGGUUCUCUUCUCUCCGAUGAGUUGGAUGAAAGUACAGAGCUCGACCUUGAUGACAUCGACACACCCUCAGACAACAGCAACGAGUUUGAAUGGGAAGACGAUCUCCCGAAGCCAAAAACCACAGAGCUGCUACAGAAAGGCAUGGAGUCGGUUCAGGAGUACUCGGCCUCGGAGGAGAGGGAGGAGGGUCGACGCUGGAGGGUGUUUCGUUUCGGAGACCAGGAACACAGGGUGGACAUGAAGGCCAUUGAACCUUACAAGAGGGUUAUCAGCCAUGGAGGUUACUAUGGAGACGGUCUGAAUGCCAUAAUUGUAUUUGCUGUGUGCUUUAUGCCUGAGAGCAAUCAACCAAAUUACAGAUACAUCAUGGACAAUUUAUUCAAGUAUGUCAUCGGCACACUGGAGCUUCUGGUCGCCGAGAACUAUAUGAUAGUGUAUUUGAACGGGGCGACCUCUCGGAAAAAGAUGCCAACUGUUGGCUGGCUCAGAAAGUGUUAUCAGCAGAUUGAUAGGAGGUUAAGGAAGAACUUGAAGUCUUUGAUAAUUGUCCAUCCUUCGUGGUUUAUUCGCACCCUGCUGGCACUCACAAAACCUUUUAUAAGCUCCAAAUUUAGUCAGAAAAUCCAAUAUGUGUACAGCUUGACCGACCUUGGAGGGCUGGUUCCAAUGGAGUAUGUGUCCAUACCAGAUUGUAUCAAACAGUUUGACGACGAAAAAAAUAGGAAAAGCCGUAAAAGGUUUAGAAUUUGAUGGUUUUUGAUGUUGGGAUCGACCAGGACAUGCAUGGCAAAGUGGAGAUAGCAGCUGCUGCCGUUCCAGAGUGACCCUGCUCACACUGGUGGAUGUGGAGGAGGAGAGUGAAGAAGAAUGUUUAUGUUUUCUUCCUCUGGAAACGUGACUGAAGAUGUAAAAUGUUACUAUCAGGAAAGUGCCUUUUUGAAACCUUGCUGCCUGUUACAUUGUCAUACUUUUUGCUGUACAUCUGUGUCAAGCAGCUUGAUCUUCAGCAUUUUUUUCCACAUGCUGUCUGAGAGGUUUUUAAUCCUUUUUAUUUACUGCCGGUAUAUCACAUCAAACUUAGCGUAUUAUUGUUCUCUAUGUACUGUUGUAUCUAGACUUUAUUUAAGGCACUCUGUUACAAAUGGUUGAUGCAUGCUCUGCUUUAUUACGUUUAAAUAUAUAUUUAUAUUCAAAAGGUGACAAAGGAGAGAAAUUAAUAUAUUUUUAUGAUUGCUCUGAUUUUAAACUGCAUUUUAGGUCUUUGACCCACUGAGUGGCAUUUCAUAAGUUUUGAUGGCACCUUUUUUCACUGUUCGCUGCUGACGUUCUCUGAUAAAAUCCUGCUUGGGGAAAAUUAAGUCUUAUUUUUUGCCCAUCACUUGAAUGUUUGUGACAGCAACAGACUGAGGUUAGGAUGUAGUUCUUAACCUUUUUUCCUCCAUGUCAAGUUAUGGGCCAUGUUCUUCAAAUGUGGCUUUAUUCUUUCCAGCUAACCGGCUAAAAUAAUUCUGUUACUUCACGUCCAGCUAAUUUAGUUAUUUGGGCACAGUUUUAGAAUUGAUUUGUUAAUCCUGGAUAAGUCAUAACAAUGCAAUGAAAUGAAAGCAAAGUAUGGAGUUGAGACCAUGAUCAGCGUUCCUAAUCAUGCAAUUGCAGGUGUGUUGGGAAUCCUCCCAGCAUGCAAUGUGGCAAAUAAUAAAUCAAGAGUAUUGUUUUA
Messenger RNA from Scophthalmus maximus (turbot), 3158 nucleotides. RefSeq names its product BCL2 interacting protein 2 (gene bnip2). The record is from RefSeq and is a predicted model, not a curated record. The transcript has 12 exons. Gene Ontology annotation, cellular component: cytoplasm. The coding region runs from base 812 to 2191 and encodes 459 amino acids. NCBI's taxonomy places the organism in Eukaryota, Metazoa, Chordata, Actinopteri, Pleuronectiformes, Scophthalmidae. Gene Ontology annotation, biological process: apoptotic process.